AUGUCGGACGAUGUCAAGGCACUGUUUCGGCAGAAGCUGGCCAGUUCGCAAAGUAAAUCGUUGGAGGCACUCAAAGCGGCCAAGCGUGCCAAGCUUCAGAAACAAGCGCGCGCUGAUGCGCAGCAGGAUGCUGCCCUACAGCGGAAGCUCGCCGAGAAACAGCGCCGGGAUGCUGCCGCUCGCGCCGUGCAAGCGCAGGCAGAGGCCAGCCGCCCGUCUGUGCGAUAUGUAGCGCCGCCAGAGGGUCGCGAUCACAGCCAGCCAGCCCAACAGCCCGCCACGGGCCGUAUAUCUGACGCCAAGCGAGCUCGAUUGGCCAAGGUUGAAAAGUACAAACGACCCCUAACAACUGCCGCAAGCAAAGAUUCUGCAAGCAAACAAGAGCCCGCGGCGUCGUCGCGGCAAGCACGUGACGCCGCUCCAAACAAAGGCUCCACAGCAGAGAAGGGUAGCGUGCCGGCCGGCUUUUUCGACGAUUCCGUUCAAGAUGCCAAGGUUCGGAAGGCCCCUCUGCCGCACGAGACCAAGGCCGCGGAAUGGGCCGAAUUUGAAAAGGAAAUUGAAAAAGAAGCUGAGACUACCGAGGCCAUCAUCGAGGCCGACACCAAUCAAACCACAAUUCAGCGCACACUCUUCGAGCUCGAGGAGCAAAAAGGCGUCGCCUCUCUGAGGACGGUGCUUAGCUCUCACGAAUGCGUUUCGUUUACUACACGUUUACAUCAUCGUUACAACCUUUAA
Monosiga brevicollis MX1 is the source of this 738-nucleotide messenger RNA. RefSeq lists its product as uncharacterized. Gene Ontology annotation, molecular function: nucleic acid binding; zinc ion binding. The coding region runs from base 1 to 738 and encodes 245 amino acids. The transcript has 7 exons. Gene Ontology annotation, biological process: mitotic DNA damage checkpoint signaling; mitotic DNA replication checkpoint signaling; nuclear DNA replication. Lineage: Eukaryota; Choanoflagellata; Craspedida; Salpingoecidae. Gene Ontology annotation, cellular component: nucleus; spliceosomal complex. The record is from RefSeq and is a predicted model, not a curated record.